Molecule: messenger RNA, 474 nt
Organism: Gongylonema pulchrum
Lineage: Eukaryota; Metazoa; Nematoda; Chromadorea; Rhabditida; Gongylonematidae
Source: the annotation of a GenBank genome assembly
AUGUUUUUGCUGAUAUUUGUCAGCAGCACCUACGGCUUCGUGUCCCGCAAUCAAUCGUUCGAGUCUCGAGGGCGAUUUAUCUGUGCUGGAAAUCCAGUUCGCAAGGCCACCGUUGAGCUCUGGGAGGACAACAAGCCUUUGUGGAAACUCAUCCGCGCUUGGUUUUUGAAGGCAAAAGGUAAGGUCUUCAUACGUUCUCCGACUUUUGACCACUCUAUUCGUGUCUGUACUACGUCGCUCUAUUCAGUGCCUUGGGAUUCGUUCCUUACGAAAACGGAAACUGACGACACAGGCUCAUUCACAAUAAAGGCAACAUUUCGGCGCGAAACGGAAAUUGUUCCAUAUUUGUUUGUAUUCCACCGAUGCGAUAUCGAGCGCAAUCCACUAAGUCAAGGUCGACCUCAGGUAGCAACAGCUCCCCUCACUUUCGUACAAUUUUAUAAAUGUGUACUAAUGCCUGCAAGUGUAUUCUGA